Molecule: messenger RNA, 1780 nt
Organism: Darwinula stevensoni
Lineage: Eukaryota; Metazoa; Arthropoda; Ostracoda; Podocopida; Darwinulidae
Source: the annotation of a GenBank genome assembly
UGAGAUACUCGGGGGCACUUCCCGAGCAUUUGUGGUGACACUAUCCUGCAGGAUUCGUGAGGAAGUACUCGUUGGCACUCGGCAGAUCGUCCUUCUCCAUUCUGGCCCUGGCCGCCGAGAAGAGUGCCCUGUCCUUGUUGGACCUUGAGGCUCUCCGCCACUUCCUCCUCCAGUUUGAGUGGUGUCUCCGCCGUUCCUCUUCGCUGACGCCAACCAGAAACUCGGACGAGGCACAAUACACUUCGUUCCAUCUCUUCAGACUCUCCUACUUCACAGUCCGGCAUUAUUUGCAGAUUGUUUAGGCUAGAUAGAAGCAGUGCAUUGAGGAUGAUCAGGUCCUUAUAUGAGACAGCAAAAGCCAACCCUUUUUGCUCCCCCCUUCAAGUAGCUCAUUGUGAGUCAGACACCCAUGGCUUGAAGUCUCCAUCACCCCACCGUAACAUCUCUGCAGCUGCAGCUUCUAGCAAAGAUAGUGUCCAGGGUAACAGCUGCGAGUUUGGUUCAGCAAAGUAUUAUGCCCUAUGUGGAUUUGGAGGAAUUCUUAGCUGUGGACUCACUCACACAGCGGUGGUUCCACUUGACUUGGUGAAAUGCCGAAUUCAGGUGAAUCCUGACAAAUUCAAGAACAUCUUCACUGGCUUCAGGAUAACAUAUCGGGAGGAUGGAUUUAAAGGUCUUGGACGUGGCUGGGCACCCACUUUCAUUGGAUAUUCCCUUCAAGGCCUUGGAAAAUUUGGCUUCUAUGAAGUCUUCAAGAUUUUUUAUGGGAAUAUGCUUGGGGAGGAGAAUGCAUUUUUGUGGCGAACAAGCUUGUAUCUGGCUGCAUCAGCAUCUGCAGAAUUCUUUGCUGAUAUUGCUCUGGCCCCCAUGGAAGCUUGCAAGGUUCGAAUCCAGACACAGCCAGGCUGGACAAAUCAACUUCGCCUCACUGUCCCAAUCAUCAUGAAGGAGGAAGGUUGGUGGGGAUUCUACAAAGGGAUUACACCUCUCUGGGCCAGGCAAAUCCCAUAUACCAUGAUGAAGUUUGCCUGCUUUGAGAGGACACUGGAAGCCCUAUACAAGUAUGUUGUACCCAAGAAACGAGAUGAAUGCUCAAAGGGAGAGCAGCUUAUUGUCACAUUUGCAGCCGGUUACAUUGCUGGUGUAUUCUGUGCAAUUGUUUCCCAUCCUGCUGAUACCAUCGUGUCAAAACUGAACCAGGAUAAGGGAUCUACAGCUGUUGAUGUUGCCAAGAAGCUUGGCAUGAGAGGUCUGUGGAAGGGUCUCUUGCCAAGAAUCAUCAUGAUUGGUACACUGACUGCUGCUCAGUGGUUCAUCUAUGAUGGAGUCAAAGUAUAUCUUCGACUACCACGUCCUCCACCACCAGAAAUGCCAGAGUCCUUGAAGAAGAAACUUGCUAUCAAGCAGGAAUAGGUUCAUUCCAGUAUAUCCAGGUGCUUUCUUCUUGUUAGGCCUAUUGUUUUUUUUUUGUUUUUUUUUUCCAUUGGAUUGUAUUCAAUGAUUAUUCAUAAAAAUGCAGUUGCAUAGUAGAUUGUAAGGAAGUAAAGUGCUCUUGUGAAAAACUGAUAAAAGUUCCUUGAAUCAUCAUUCAGUACAUAGGCAACACAAAAAAAGUCAAUGAGCCACUGUCAUUGUGAUGUUCAGUGCCUUAAGAACAUACCUAGAACUGUCUUAGAUUUUGACCUUCUUCCCAUUUUAUUUUGAGAUUGCCUUGUGAACUCUUUGAACAAAGAAGUGCCUCCCCUUCCAUUUAGAAGGCCUUUCCAAAUAGCCAUUUCAU